AUGCAAUCCAGUACACUUAUAGCACGAGCAAACAAUGCCAGUGCUCACACUUUUGCCAAUAGUAACCGCAAGUUCUGGAAAUUCGACUGGUACACACCGCUGAAGCCAAAGCAGAAUACUACAGCUAGUACGGACAAAACGGACAAGAACGAUAAUGCUGGGGAAGAACUGUAUAAUUUCAAGUACAAAACGUGGCUUCCAAGUGACCAGCAAGCAUGGCAGAUACUUGAUAACGAUUCCGACGAAAUUAUAGAUUUGUCUUCCUAUGACAGAACACGCCAAGUAGUACAGCCACAGGGAAGUGCUCCACCUAACGGUGCGCAGAAACCGACUGAGGGGCUAUCAGCAGACGAUAUAAGGGGCGCAGUUGGUGGACAAGAAUCGCUUCCAGGCUUCUCAGCGCCGCACGCUUCUGAGCUUGAGAAGAAAGAUUCAGAAUCAAACCCUGAUCAACCACAACCGCAAGAUCACACUAUAGAUCAAGAAAAGAUGCUAGGUCAAGAAAAGGCUGUAGAUCAAGAAAAGAUUGUAGAUCAAGAAGAAACUGUGGGCCAAGAACUACCUGCCAUUGUCGAUGAAAAACAGUCAGAAGAUGCCGACGGAGACAUCGAUUUGGCUUCGUCUUGA
Messenger RNA from Lachancea nothofagi CBS 11611, 627 nucleotides. The record is from the annotation of a GenBank genome assembly. NCBI's taxonomy places the organism in Eukaryota, Fungi, Ascomycota, Saccharomycetes, Saccharomycetales, Saccharomycetaceae.